AGGUUACAUACAGGUAAGAAAUCACUUGAAGACGAAAAUCAAGCAUAUCGUUUGACAUCACAUCAUCCGGUGUUCGACCUAACACUUGCCUUAAGUCGACAACUUCAAAGAGUGAAAUGGGUUGGAAUCUGGAGCUUCCCAACGCAACGGUCUGCAUAGGCAUUGCAGGUGUCACAGUGCUAGCAGUUAGGAGAGCUAUCUUACAUUUUUCAGCACGCUGUCCCAGUCGUGCCCUUAUGACUGGAAAAACAGUGGUCAUAACUGGAGCGAACUGCGGCAUUGGGUAUGAAACUGCUUUGGACAUGGCAAAUAGACAAGCCCAUGUAAUCUUAGCUUGUAGAGAUGUAAGCAAAGGUCUGAGUGCUGCAAAAUCUAUCAUUAGGAAAACUGGAAACCAGACUGUGGAAGUGAAAAAGCUAGAUCUUGCAUCAUUUAUGUCUGUUCAUGAAUUUUGUGAUGACAUGAAAAAGUCUGUUGGCAAAUUGGACGUGCUAGUUAAUAAUGCAGGGGUCAUGAAUGCACCGUAUGCUCUCACUGAAGAUGGACUUGAAACCCACAUGGCAGUGAAUCAUUUCAGUAAUGUUUUGCUUACCAAUUUGCUUCUUGAGUUGUUGCAAAAACCUACGAGCAGCAGGGUAGUUUUUGUGUCCUCCUCACUUCACAAGUACGGCAAACUAGAUUUGAAUACCUUGAACAGUGAAGAGACGUAUAAGACUAAAAAGCCGUAUGCAUCUAGUAAGCUGAUGAACUUACUGUAUGCAAGAGAACUUCAAAACUGUGUGCCUUCUAAUGUGUCUGUGUACACAUUACAUCCUGGAAUGGUGCGAACAAACCUUGGCAGACAUGCUGUGAUAUUCAAUAAAUUGUUCAAAAUAUUCUGCUUUCCGGUUUAUGCAAUGCUCUAUUCGUUGUACGUGUUGCUUAUCAAGACUGCGAGGGAGGGUUGUCAGACGGUUGUAUACUGUGCCGUUUCCCCGGAGCUUGAAGGCGAGAGAGAUGGUUACUAUGGCAACUGCAGAAAGGAGGAGUGGACCAUUCCUGGUAGUGACCUUGACCUUGCCAGGAAGGUGUAUGAUCUUAGCAUGAAGGUUACAAAGCUCAAGGAUUAAAAAUUUUCAGAAUGACAUUUCUAUGGAAAGUGCUGAAAGAAGGAGUGGUCCUAUCCAUCCGAAUAGCAACCUUGAGCUUGCCAGAAAGGUGUACAACUUUAGCUUGAAGAUUACAACAGUCACAUAAUAGGAAUUCAGAAUACAAUAAUUAUAAUAAAGUGCAUAAUACUUUGUGGUACAUUGUCUCCAAGUUUGUACAGCAAGAAACUGAUAUGUUACUAAUGGAGUCAAAAAGACCUGACUUGAUUUAGUUCUCGCACACAUCUUAGCUAAUAAAUAAAAAGACACUGUGUACGAUUAAGUUUGUUCUUUACUUUUGCAAUAUUGAAGAUAGCAACUUGAUAUUUGGCAUGCAUGUGUAUCUCAUGGAGCUGCACAUUUUGAGUGGUGGAAGGUCAAGGUCAUCCUUCAAGGUCAAAUAUAUGUCUUCUAAGGGGCGCAAUAGGGGGCAUUGUGUUUCUGACAAACACAUCUCUUGUUUUAUAAUUAUAAUUCUAAUAUAUUUAAUCAUCUGGCAAUUUAGUCUGAUUUUGCAAUUUAAUAGAUAGUUAUUUUUCUCAUUAUACAUGUUUUUUAUUGAAAACAGAGUUUUCAAUUAUUUGCAUUUCAUUGGUUAUUUUUCUCAUUAUACAUGUUUGUAAUUGAAAACAUAAUUUGUGGAUUUGAUUAAAAAAUUUACUUGA
Messenger RNA from Dreissena polymorpha, 1792 nucleotides. Its product is annotated as retinol dehydrogenase 14-like. Bases 117 to 1109 code for a protein of 330 amino acids. NCBI's taxonomy places the organism in Eukaryota, Metazoa, Mollusca, Bivalvia, Myida, Dreissenidae. The record is from RefSeq and is a predicted model, not a curated record. The transcript is spliced from 3 exons.